Messenger RNA from Pocillopora verrucosa, 3065 nucleotides. RefSeq names its product ras-associated and pleckstrin homology domains-containing protein 1-like. Lineage: Eukaryota; Metazoa; Cnidaria; Anthozoa; Scleractinia; Pocilloporidae. The record is from RefSeq and is a predicted model, not a curated record. Gene Ontology annotation, cellular component: cytosol; plasma membrane. Gene Ontology annotation, biological process: signal transduction.
UGGUUGUGAGCAGUUGUGAACGCAACUUGACGCUCUCGACCCUGCUUACGAAACGUUCGAUAAGCAUUUCCUAAGGAAGGACUUUUAUAGUACAGUUUACGUCUGGGGGCAUAGAUCUGUCCCAUCCUUGUUAAUAAUACUUUUCCAACAAAGCUUCACACAAAAUUCCAGCACAUUCCACCGAAGUUUGACGCACGGGGCGUGUAUCCGGUCAAGUAGCGAUCGUACUGCUAAGAUCAAGAACUUCAGUUAUGGAAAUGGAAGAGGAGGUAAGUGAUCAUCAGCAAAGUGCUGAGGUGACUCCAGCCAGCAGUGAGAAUGACCUUCUGGAAAAUAAAUCGGAGGACAGCAUUGAUGAUGAUGAUGACGACGAUGAAGAUGAUGAUGAUAUUGAUAAAAUGUUGAGUGAGUUGCAGACUUUCCAAGAGGAGCUUGAGCAGAAGUCACAGUUUCCAACAGAAGAUGAACAGAGCCCAGGUAUAUCGCCAUAUGUACCACCCUCACAGCCUCUGGACCAGUUCAGAUUUUCCAUAAGUGCUAUAGAGGGAAGUGGUGAAGUCGACUUGGAUGCCCUUCUAGAAGAUCUGUGUGUUAUGGAAAGGGACAUGACGUCUUCCAGUGAAACAGAUUCCAUGUUUUCAGAGACAAUUUCUAGCCCCAUAAUAAACUCUCCAAUCUCACCCAAAAUGAAGGUGUCAGCUGAUGUGCGCAGCCGUCUUGAAAGUGUCCAAGAAGAGACGAGAGAACUUACCCCUGAGGAACAACAUGAAAGAAUCAAAGCAGAGAAAAUAAGGAUAGCUUUGGAGAAACUCAGGGCAGCUAGAGUGAAAAAGUUAGUUGUCAAAGUAUACAAUGAUGAGGAUCCAACAUCAAAAACUGUGGCCAUUGAUCAGACUUGGACGGCAUGGGAAGUAUGCAAGAAAAUGAUGCGCAAGAAUGACACAGAACCUGAUCCCAACUGGGUUCUGAUCGAAAGAAUUCCAGAACUCUUUUUAGAACGACUCUUGGAAGAUCAUGAAUCAGUAGUGGAUGUAGUUUCAACCUGGCCAUGGGAUUCUGAGAACAAACUAGUGAUUAAUAACAGAAGAGAAAAAUAUGCACUUUUUAGAAACCCGCAGAACUUUCUUCUGACAAGUGAUACAUCAGCAGGUGCUGCACAGUUGGCAGAGAAAAGUAAAGAUAUUUUGCUGCAGGAAUUCUUUCAAAAGGAUGCCAUGAGACUACCAGAACUUGAUGGUAUUUUGUACCUUAAGGAAGGGAAAAAAUCCUGGAAAAAGCAUUAUUUUGUUCUUAGAGCAUCUGGAAUCUACUAUACACCAAAGGGAAAAACUAAGUCGUCACGCGACAUCGUAUGCUUGAUGAAGUUUGAACAUGUUUCAAUCUAUAAUGGUAUUGGAUUCAAGAAGAAGCUGAAGGCGCCCACAGAGCACUGCUUCGUUUUAAAGCAUCCUCAAUACCAUGACCUGGAGUCAAAAGCUGUUCGCUGUUUUUGCGCAGAAGAUCUUAAAACAAUGCAGCGCUGGAUGGUGGGCAUCAGACUAGCAAAGUUCGGAUACAAAAUGUUGGUAGAUUAUACGGACACGCAAGACGAGAUGGACAAGCUUGCGUUCACACUAGACAGGAACAAGUUCACCAGGUCAUCAAGCUUCACUGCAGGACAAACUUCUGACCAAAUAGAUGGCAAACUUGAGUCGCAGGCUGAACCACCCAAGGAUUAUCAGUCGAUGAAAGCAAAGGUUCAGUCUCAGAGAAUUAAAGAUUCAAUCGGCACAUCCUCAAUCCAUCCCAGUGGUAGCAUGAGCUUCUCCGUCAACAGGAGUAAAAUUGAACCCAAGAAGCCUUCAAAGAAGAUUGGAAAUUUGUUUUCGGAUGCCUGGAAGAAAGGGAACGAGUAUGACUCUAAGAAUAUUUCUGAACCCAUCUCACCCGAUCCACCCUCAACGCAUAGUGCGGGAGCUGCUACGCCAAAUACCUUGGACCCAAAGCCUUUCACCAUAGAUAACGUGAGCCUGCAACCUCUGGAGGAAGAACACGAGGUAAAGGAUGAGACCCAUGAAACUGAGGCGGGAGAAGCUGUUGUUCCAGAGCACAAUUUGGUGUUAGAUCCACCGCCUUUACCUCGGAAGUCAUUCUCCAAGAAAAUAGAAGGGGAACCUGCACAGCCACAGGGAGACAACAGCGAAGACAGAGAACAGGCGCAGAAUGGUGGUGAACUAAGCCCACGGGGUAGGAGCUCGUUCAAACAACCAAGGAGGACUCGCAGCGUGUCGCCGCCUCCACCGCCACCAUCCCCACCCUUGGCAAAUCGUGGAGUCACCCAGGAGCCUAGUAAUAACAUGGGGGUAUCUCACUCUUCGAAUACACGCGGAAGUGCUUCCCCUCCUCCUCCUCCCGUCCCUCCAAAAUCAGCGACACCCCGUACUUCGUCUGUAAGUUCAGAAAACAGCGUGUUCCGACGAACCUCGUCUAGCGCUUCGGACCACGAAGUGUUCCCGCAAACUCCUUCAAUUGUUUCAGACCAAUCUGGGAUGCCUCAACCCGCUCCUAGUACGUCAGACCAAGAAGUGUUCAGCGGCUCGCUCCUUCCACCCCCUUCACGGCUUCUCUCCACCUCCAUGGAGGAAAUGCCUCCACCGCCACCUACCUCAGACGUUCAAGAAGAUGCAGACGUGGAGCUCCCUCCUCCUCCUCCAGAGGUGUUGUUUAAAGAAAGGCUUAGCAUGUCUAUCAGUAACGGCAGGCGGAGAACCCCCAGUGACGCCCCAGCAGUACCGCCCAAAACAGGGAGACCAAGAUUUAGCAGCUCUGGGCCGCAAUCUCCUACCUCUCAAGGGAGAACGUCUUCGUUCACGGGCAGCUCGUAAACAAGUUUGUUCGCCUGCUGGGUAAACAAACUACAAUAAAAUGAGAAAUGUUGGUAAUUAUUUAUUUGGUCUCGCGUGAAUAACCGCAGUUGAACACACAUGUGAGCUAAACUUGAGCGUUUAAGAACUAAUGAUACUUUAACGCAAAUGAUGUCAAACCUAUUUUAUAUCUUUCAUAUAUGAAGAUGUAUUUACAGGAAA